AGCUCUGCUCUCUCCUAGAUGGAGAUGGACGAUGGGAAAGGCGGCACAGGGCUCCGGCAGUACUACCUGUCCAAGAUCGAGGAGCUGCAGCUCAUCGUGAACGAGAAGAGCCAGAACCUGCGGCGCCUGCAAGCACAGAGAAAUGAGUUGAACGCUAAGGUGCGCCUGCGGCGGGAGGAGCUGCAGCUGCUGCAGGAGCAGGGCUCUUACGUGGGAGAAGUGGUGAGAGCCAUGGACAAGAAGAAAGUUCUGGUCAAGGUGCACCCAGAAGGGAAGUUUGUGGUGGACGUGGACAAGAACAUUGAUAUUAACGACGUGACCCCAAACUGCCGCGUGGCCUUGCGCAACGACAGCUACACGCUGCACAAGAUCCUGCCCAACAAAGUGGAUCCUCUCGUGUCCCUCAUGAUGGUGGAGAAGGUUCCCGAUUCCACUUACGAGAUGAUCGGGGGCUUGGACAAGCAGAUAAAGGAGAUCAAGGAGGUGAUCGAGCUGCCGGUCAAGCACCCUGAGCUCUUCGAGGCGCUGGGGAUCGCCCAGCCCAAGGGUGUGCUGCUCUACGGACCCCCCGGCACGGGCAAGACCUUGCUGGCCAGGGCUGUGGCCCACCACACUGACUGCACCUUCAUCCGCGUCUCGGGCUCUGAGCUGGUGCAGAAGUUCAUCGGCGAAGGUGCCCGCAUGGUGCGGGAACUGUUCGUGAUGGCCCGGGAACAUGCCCCCUCCAUCAUCUUCAUGAUGGAUGAGAUUGAUUCCAUCGGCUCCUCCCGCCUGGAGGGGGGCUCAGGCGGGGACAGCGAGGUGCAGCGCACGAUGCUGGAGCUCCUCAACCAGCUCGAUGGCUUUGAAGCCACCAAGAACAUCAAGGUGAUCAUGGCCACCAACCGCAUCGACAUCCUGGACUCUGCUCUGCUGCGCCCUGGCCGCAUUGACAGGAAAAUCGAGUUCCCUCCUCCCAAUNUCCAGGCCCGCCUGGACAUCCUCAAGAUCCACUCCCGGAAAAUGAACCUGACGCGGGGCAUCAACCUGCGGAAGAUCGCGGAGCUGAUGCCGGGGGCGUCGGGGAGCAGGUGACGUCCCUGUCCCUCGCAGGGGGUGUGCACAGAAGCUGGGAUGUACGCGCUGAGGGAGAGGCGGGUGCACGUCACGCAGGAAGACUUUGAAAUGGCUGUUGCCAAG
Pterocles gutturalis (yellow-throated sandgrouse) is the source of this 1179-nucleotide messenger RNA. It is a transcript of the gene PSMC5, whose product is annotated as proteasome (prosome, macropain) 26S subunit, ATPase, 5. Gene Ontology annotation, molecular function: proteasome-activating activity; ATP hydrolysis activity; ATP binding. Lineage: Eukaryota; Metazoa; Chordata; Aves; Pterocliformes; Pteroclidae. The record is from RefSeq and is a predicted model, not a curated record. Gene Ontology annotation, cellular component: proteasome regulatory particle, base subcomplex. Gene Ontology annotation, biological process: proteasome-mediated ubiquitin-dependent protein catabolic process.